UACCUCGAUGUGUUUCGUAUCGGCCGCUAAUAAGUACCUACGCACAGACUGGCAAAAGAUGAUUCUUCAACGUCUGUGUGUCUACUCUAAUUGAGUAAUAUUUAGAUCAAAUACUACAAUUUGCGUCGAGUCAAUUGAAUAGAUCUCUUGAUAGAGCUAUGGCAGAAGCAAGGCGGCCUGUUAGAAGAGACGAAGAGGAAGAUGAAGGUGCAGUAGGAGGUGAGAUUUUACCUCAACAAAAUAUUGCAGAAGAAAACCAGCCAGCUUAUGAUCAUCUGGUUAGAACAAUCACAGAAAGAGCUGACUUUCAGCUACAAAUUAACAUAAUUAAGAGAUUGUUUUUAACCUCUAACCAGGAAGAAAGACAAAACAUGGACUUGAUGUUCAACAGAAUUGCAGCAGCUCAUGAUGAAGCUGGAUUACUUUCAAUAAGAAGGAUGGAUGAUCCUGCUUUUGUUGAUCAAAUGUUCCACUUUCUUAAACUAUGUGGAUUGUCAUAUAGGGACUGGAACCUAAUGGUUGGAGUAGUCUUUGUUGAUAUGUCUGUAGAGGCUAGAGAUAAGUAUAUAAAGAUAGUGUAUGCAUGUAGAUAUCAAGGAUUUGAUCCAUCAGUCUUGCUUAAAAGACUCAUUAGGUUCUGGAGGGAAAGCAUGAGACAGCCUUUAGUUACAUAUCAAUUAAGAUAUGAAGAAGCAGGACAUAAAGAAACUUGGGAUUAUAACAAUCAUGAAAAUCUAAUUAGUGAUAUUACAUUCCUUGUUUUGAUUUUCUUAAAUAGGGGUGCAGUAAUUUCUAAGAUUAUAAAGAAAAGUUCAAGAGACUUUACCAAUGUAUUAAGAAUGCUAGUGGCUAAAUACAAUAUACGUGCAAAUGAAGAAAGUGAAAAAAGACGAAGAACUGACGAUUCAGGGCCAGAGAUAAUUACAUUGCCAAGAAUAGCAGCUUGCUUCUGCCAAAUUACAACUGAGUUAUAUCAUAGAGACUUUGGCAGAGCUAUUGCAAGUUUUACAGAAUUUAGACAAGUUCCACUUGCCAUAUUCUCUCCAAUGUUAGCGCUUGAGGGGAAUUCUUCCCAGAGCGCGAUAUAAAUAAAGCCUAAUCAAUCAAUCAAUCAAUCAAUGUUUCCAUCCGUAGUUAGAAAGACUUAUGUUUCAGAAGGAAGAAGAAUAAAUAUAUAUCCACAAUUAAUUUUGGUGACAAUAUUAGUAGAUAAUGUGUUACAUAUAAGAGAUAGAGUUACACCUCUUGAUCAAAUAUGGACAUAUUGUUACGUCUUGGCCCACGGUUACGGUCGGGCUAUGGUGGAGAGAGCUGUCGUUUCUCUAUCUCCGCGCAGCAAGUAGGCGAUCCUGUUGCGGCAGAGUCGAGCGAGUUUGUAUGCUCUCACGGACAGGUCAACGGCGUAUGCCGAUCUUAUUCUAUCCUAUGAAGCCCCAAUCGUCGAUCUCUUUUUAAGUCUAGAGAUUCAACUCUACUGACUAAAGACGAGACCAUGCGAUCAAUUGAGGAUGAGAGGUCGAUUCAAUAAAAUGAAUUAAUUAUGUGGAAUAUUAAUUUAUUCAUAUCGCGUAUUCGUUUCGUUACAGAUUUUCUCGGUUGUUGUGAUGUGGUGUGGAUGGAUGUUGUGUCGUGAAUUUUACAAUAAAUCGGAGGGUCAUCGCUCGGAGGCUGAAAAAAGGAAAGACGUAUAUAUAUAAGUAUGCGCGAGAGCGUGUGUAGAGUCUCCGGCGGGAUACUACAAAUGUGAGUGUGUCGGGUGGAAGUGUGUGGCGCCGAUUCGUGACAUGGUUAAUUAGAUUAAUCCAGGUCGAUUUCUAUAAUUUCGCGGAUUUCUAUAGAGCUAGGAGGAAAAAUGGUAUAAAAAUGACGGACUGGGACAAGACGGAUGUCAUUGAAAUGAUGUCAUAUGGAAAUUUGACGAGAAAAAGUUUUCUAGAGUUGUAGAUAUCAGGUGAAAGAGGUCGGAAGAAUUAAUUCUUAGGGGAUCUAUUACAUAUGGUAUUUUGUUAAAAUCUGCUAUUCGGUAAGUAGAGGCUAAUUUGAGGAAGUAUUGUAAUUUAGAGUCGAGCGGUGGGGUGGUCGGUCGAGAGGAAUCGGAAGGUUCGUCAUCCACGGGUUCUUGCGCGAAUGUGGAAGGGAAGGUGAGCAAGGAGAGGGUGAAGGAGUUGGCGCGAAUUGUAAAUCCGCGGGAUUUUCUGCGGAAGCCUCGAGGGUGCGUUGGAGAGGGGAAGGGAGGAAGUGAAGGCGGUAGAUUGUUCGCGGAAGAAGCAGGGGAGAAUUGAGCAUCUGCGGGAGGAUCGGGACUUAUAGGUGAGUAAGAAGGAGAUUGAUACUACGAAUCGUCGUUGUAGUGUGUGUCUGUAUGUAUGUCGCCAUGUGAGGUAGCGUAAGAGGUGCUUGUGUGCAUAUCGCAGGGGUUUUUAAUAUUAUUGUCGUUGUUGUCGUUGUUAUUCGCGUGGUCAACGUUGGAAUGUUUCUCGGGGGUGGUAGGCGUCGGGCGGUUGGGUCCGGCGGUUUGGAAUCUAAGUUUCCAAGCGAUAGGAGACCCGUUCGAGCUAUUUAUUGCUUUUCAUUAUUUACUAAGAAAAGGGUUUGUUAUGCGUUUGCGCGUCGCGUUGUAAGAAAAAGGGGACCGUGGAGUCCCCAAGACGUAACAAUAUUAUCUAGCAUCUUUUUCCUCUUCAGUGCUUGUAGAUAGGACCAGAGAAGAGCAAUGCAAUAGAUUUGGAGUAUGUGUAGGAAAAAGAUUUGUUGAUGAUAUAUUAAUCCUUAGAGAUCACUGCUUAAACACAAUCAGAGAGCUAAGGCCCACUGAUAACAUUGAAAUGUUCUUUGAUGAAAUGGCCAGAUUGUAAAAUUCUCUCUCUCUAUUCAAAG
Messenger RNA from Pseudomyrmex gracilis, 2877 nucleotides. RefSeq lists its product as uncharacterized. The transcript has 2 exons. NCBI's taxonomy places the organism in Eukaryota, Metazoa, Arthropoda, Insecta, Hymenoptera, Formicidae. Gene Ontology annotation, molecular function: RNA binding. The record is from RefSeq and is a predicted model, not a curated record. Bases 159 to 1088 code for a protein of 309 amino acids.